This is a messenger RNA of Quercus lobata, 4168 nucleotides long. RefSeq lists its product as uncharacterized. The record is from RefSeq and is a predicted model, not a curated record. The coding region runs from base 98 to 3838 and encodes 1246 amino acids. NCBI's taxonomy places the organism in Eukaryota, Viridiplantae, Streptophyta, Magnoliopsida, Fagales, Fagaceae. The transcript is spliced from 3 exons.
AAGCCGUGUGUAAUGGGUAAUGGGGGAAAGUGAACGGUAGAACCUCACUUCAGCCAUAAGCAUCGAAAAAGAGAAAAAACUAAAAACAGAAAGAGAGAUGGAGGAUGAGAUCCAACACUUUAGCCAUAAGCAUCAUUUACGACUAAAGAAUAAGAAGCCCUAUGGAUUUAAUGCACAUUGCGCUGCAUGUUCGGGUUAUCUCUCUGGCGUCGUCUAUUCUUGCAAAGAUUGUCGGUAUUAUCUUCAUACAGAAUGUGCCAAGUUGGAGGGUGAGAUCGAACACUCGCACCAUCCAUUUCAAUCUCUAAAGCUGCACGUUAUUGUAGAUGAUGGGCAUUUCUAUUGCAAUGUGUGUCAUAAGUAUCGUGAGGGCUUCAGCUACCGUUGCACCGACUGUAAUUUCAAAAUGGAUCUUUUAUGUUCACUCGAAUCAGAGAUUCGGUUACCAAUUCACGACCACAAGCUAAAGCUACAGGUUGGUGAUACUGACACUGAACCAUCCUUUUUUUGCGAUUUCUGUCAUACUGGAUGUUACAGUCAUCGAGGACGGAGCUUACAUUGUGAAGAGGAUUGUAAUUUCAAGAUCGAUCUUGACUGUGCUCGAAUGCUUAUGAACUCUAAGUCCGAGCCCAUUCAACAUGUCAGCCACGAGCAUUGGUUGAUAUAUGAUGACUGUAUAAAAGCUAGGGAUAGAAAGUACUGUGCAGCGUGCCGAAAAGUGUGCGACGGUGCUACCUAUUGUUGCAAGCCAUGUUAUUUCUUCCUUCACGAAUCAUGUGCCGAGUAUCCGACAGAAAUCAAACUUUCCUUGCAUUCAGAUCAUCCUCUUAUGCUAAGCAGUACUAGGAAAGAGAGGGAACGCUGCGAUUUCUGCAACCUUAUAUGCCAAGCCUUAACCUUCCGCUGUGAUUCGUGCAAUUUCAAGAUUGAUUAUUUAUGCGCCCGUAUGCUCGUUGAUCAUUUCAGCCACCCCUGUUCCAACCUUAUAUGCCGACACAACAGCAUUCUAACCGGUGGUACUGGUAACGCUAACUGCUAUGCGUGCCGGGAACAACUCUCAUCCUCUAGUCAAUCCUACGAAUGCUCUGAUUGUGCUUUCUAUCUCCAUGAAUCAUGCAGUCGAGAUCUCAUCGAACAUUAUAGACACUACAAGCAUAAAAAAAAUCACUUUCACAACCAUCCAUUGGAAAUCGUUUACUAUGAUAGAAAUGUCACUGGCGUUGUUUGUUGUAGUUUAUGCCGUAAAUGUUGCUUUGGGCCUACCUACAUUUGCUUCCUGUGCAACUUCUUCCUGCAUGAGUCCUGUCUAGAGCUCCUGGGAACAAAUACAAUCAGUCAAAAUUCCUUCCAUAAGCAUCCACUGAUAAUCGUUGACAAUAAGGUUAAUGAUUCUACUAGCUCUUUCUUUAUGAAUAAUGAUUUUCCUAGUUGCUCUGCUUGCGGUGAACCUUGCUUUGAAAAAUCCUUUGCUUGUUUGAAAUGCAAGUUCUUAAUCCACGAAUUAUGUCUUCAACUGCCCCAUGAGAUUCAGCAUUUCUUCCAUCCAUGCCCUCUAUCUCUACAACAGGAGACUACUAACUUUACAUGCAGAGCCUGUGAAAAAAGUCGCUCCCAGUUUGCAUACUGUUGUAAUAGAUGCCACUUUUUCCUUGAUGUUGAAUGUGCCCUAAUGUUCACUAGAAAUUUUGAAGGCAAAAACUACAUUCUAAGUUACUACCACCAUCACCCCUUGAUCCUCUGUAAGAAGGAAAGUAAUGAUCAUGUAGUUUCCUGCGAUGGAUGCAAUCAAGUCAUCUCUAGUGAAAUAUACGGUUGCAUCCAAUGUAAUUUCUAUCUCCACAGAUCAUGUGCUGCAGUCCAACAACAGAUUGAACAUCCUUUUCAUCCAAAGCACACUCUCAAUUUGUUUUUUGAUGAAAAGUUGUUGUGCACAGCCUCAAUUUUAAAAUCCUUGGAUAAGGGGAAAGUGAAAUAUUUGAGGCACAAGCAUUUCUCAAUCCACGAUGACAAGGAGAAUGAAGUAUGUGAGAAACACGUUUGCAGUCCAUCAUAUGAAUGCAUUAGAUGCAAAUUCUUCAUCCAUCAAGAUUGUAUUGAACCUGUAGAAGAAGGGCAACAUCCUUUUCAACCGCAUGAUAAUGAUAGUCUAAUUGGCGUAUCAAGAAAAACUCUUCCUAGAAAAAAAUUUAGAUGUGAUGCUUGUUCUUGCAAGAGUUGCUUUGGCUUUUCCUAUCGUUGUGAAGAAUGCAACUUUAAGUUGGAUGCUAAUUGCGCUUCAUUAAAGCCUACAACGAAGUAUGAAGGUCACAAGCAUCUUCUUUCUUUCUUCGAGAAAGUGUAUGAUGACCCUCAGUGUGAAGUUUGCAAAACUAGCCAUUCCGAUGUCUCGUAUUUGCGAUGUGUAGAGUGUGACUUCAAUGUCCAUCUCUUGUGUGUUCCACUGCCGAGUACCAUUAAGCAUAAAUGUCAUAUCGAUCCCCUUUACCUUAGAGAUUAUUUUGUGGAAGAUUAUUCAGGUGAGUACUAUUGUGAUGCUUGUGAAAACAGUAGAGACCCACGGGAAAGUGUUUAUCACUGUGCAGAAUGCAGCAACUAUGUGGCACAUAUGAAUUGUGUGAUUGAUGAGGUGUUACUUUCACUAAGAGGGAAGCGUGGAGAUGUGGAGUUGAGAAUAGUGGAUAGACACAAAAUUGAUGAGAAGAUAUCAAAAAGAGGCUUGACCUUAAAAGAAAUAUUUAACUCUUCUAAUGAAGAUGAGAAAAGGGAAUUCGAAGAUGCAGAAGCUGCUAUUGUAGAUUUGGUUGGAGCGAUAAUGUCUAAAGCUGACUCUGGGAAUAGGGAUAGUCUUCUUGAAGAUUCGGUAAAUUCAGAUGAGAAAUUCAUACUGAUUUUAAAGAAUCUUAAGUGUCCUAUGACAGCGGAGGGUAUUUUAAGUUUGGAAUUUUUGGAAUUUGAGUUGGAACUUGCAAAGUUCAGGAACUACAUGGUCUCUCAGAACUGUGCCCAUAUUCUAGAGUCGUUAUUUGUCAAAUACAGGGAUUUCUGUGCAAGCUCCACUUCAGAUGAGACAUUCAUACCCACUUUAGAGAAUCAUGGUCAUCGUAGUCGAGAGGAGAAAUUUUCGAGAAGGAGAUUUUUGAAAUUGGAGUCAGAACUUGUAAAAGUCAGGGACUACAUGGUCUCUCAGAACUGUGCCCAUAUUCUAGAGCCACUAUUUGUCAAAUACAGGGAUAUCUGUGCAAUCGCCACUUCAGAUGGGAGAUUCAUACCCAUUUUAAAGAAUAUUAAUCAUCCUAUGAGAGAGGAUAUUUUGAAUAUGACAUUUUUGGAAUUGGAGUCAGAAGUUGUAGAAGUCAGGGACUACAAGGUCUCUCGGAACUGUGCCCGUAUUCUGGAGUCCUUAUUUGACAAAUACGGGGAUAUUAGUGCAAGCUCCACUUCAAAUCCAAGGACAAAGAUGCGUGUCCUUAACAUUGUUGGUGGGGUUACACAAAACAUGUGCAACACCAUGGUUAAGGACAUCACUCCUUAUUUACAUUUCAAUUGGUGGAAGAACUUUCAACUUGCGCAGCAUGUUGGGUUCAAUGUUCAGUUUGCCUUUGACCAUUUGUAUAGACUUGCGCAAGCACAGUUUCGUAUGGAUUGUGAAUUUGAAGCUAACCAGGACCUUCGUUUUUCUCAAAAGGAGAUUGAGGACCUACCAACUAAAUUGGAGAUCCUCAAAAAUAAACAAAAACAGCUUAUACGAUCUAUAAAAAGAAAAUCAAUAUUAGAGAAGGAACGCUUGACUCAAGACAUGGAAUCAAGGUUGAUGCCUGCAGGGAUGGGUUUGCUGUGAUAGAAAAGUUGGAUGAGGAUUUUGUAAAAGCAUUAGCAGGUUUUUUUCUGGAAUCUUCAGUUUUCUUUUUGAGAUUUUAUUUGCAGUUUUGUGGUCCUUCUUGUUGGUCUUGCUGGUCCUUGUUGAUCUUGCUUUUCUUUCUUCAAGGUAAAUUUGCAUUGAGAAAUAUUUGCAAUUAUUAAAUGUCUGAUGUGUUUGUUCAUGAAUAGCUAGAUCUUGAGACUAUAGUAUCAUAUAGUUCUUAAAAAUUGCUUCCUGCCAAAUGAUUAUGGGAUUUUGUUGUCCUUUUGGAUCCCUAUUCGAAAUUCCUUCUCCAUUAUUUUCAUAUAC